AUGUCAUCAUCAAACUCAACGAAUCGGGUCAGUUUUGUGGAUGUGAUCAUCUUCGCCGGCUUGGAAUCACUUGGAAUGUGUGCGAUAGUCGGAAAUCUAGCUUUGAUUAUUGUUCUGCUCAACAACAAGUACCUUCAUCGUGCCAGUUUCAUUCUGAUGCUCAACUUGGCGAUCGCUGACGUCAUCCACGGCUUUGUGACCACGUGCCAUUUCUAUCCGCCAAUUUUGCUCAAACAAAUGCACAUUGGUGAAAUGGCUGUCCGUCUGUUCAACAUUGCCGAUUGGACGGCUUGGGCGAUAACACUGACGCAUAUGUCAGCAAUUUGUUUGGACCGUCUAAUUGCCAUAAUUUUGUACGGACGAUACAACGUACUGGUGACAGUUCAAAGAAUCAAAACGUUUAGCAUUUCGUGCUGGGCAUUUUUUCUGAGCACCAAUGUUACUUUGUUUUUUCUCCAAGCUUGUUGUAUGAUCCGACCGUUGGAAUCGUUGAAUUAUUACAGUUUCGGCUAUGCUGAGAACAGUGGAGAAAACUUCAAUGUAUACGUUCUGACUUAUACACCUGUAGAGAUCUUGACCAUUUUGAUACUCUCGUUUUCAAAUCCUAUCACCCUUGUGCAGCUCUAUCGUCGACACAAAAGGAAAAUUGCUCUCAGACAGCAAGGAACAACGAAAAGUGUCUCCACGUCAUCGUCAUCGCUUCUGAAACAGCAACGAUCACAGUGGCAGAGAGCAAGUACGAUGUUAUUGGAAAUGUCCAUGAAAAUGGGUAGUAAGCACAUCGCGAACGAUGUUCGAGAAAUGGCGGCAAGACGGUCCAACAGACAGCAACAAAGAAUUCUUCUACAGAUUACUGUGGUCGCUCUCAUCUUCUACGCAUACAUGACUGCCUACUACGUUUCCUACUACAGCAGAUUCCAAUCAAUUGCUGUAAUGAUCUUCAACAGCUACUUCUAUUCAAUCACUCAUAUGAUCAAUCCAGUGAUUUAUUUCUCGCUGAAUAAGGAAAUGAGAUCUCAAUUGAAGGAAGCCUUCGUAGACUUCCGCAAAUUUUUCAGUUGCAAGAAGAAGGAUCCAUAUGGGUUCGCCAACAGCUCUACCAAGAUCAACCAUAGUACCAAAUUGACAAUGGUUAGAGCGCAAAGUACAUCUUGCAGUGAAACAUCGCCUUUGUUCUCUUCCAACAAUCACUACAAAUCAACUGGUACUACUCAGAAGAAUGAGGAAAGAUUGUUGGACUCAGUGGAGGGAAGUAGUACUGGAAACGAGUCGGCCGAAAUUAGAGCCAUAGUGCAGAAUGAUGAUCCAUCUGACCAAUGCUCACUUCCAAAAUCGGAUAUAUACGUGACGCCACCGGUUGAAAUGCCGAACAAAAUGGGCGCCAAAGAAAGGUCCACGUUCAUCAAUCAACUCGUCUCGGCGUUGCAAUAUGCCAGUAACAAAUCAUUGUCGUCUGUAAAAGGGCAAAACGAGGUAAAUGAGGGGGAAGAAUAUGGAGAAGAUGAGCGAGCUGCGGAAAACGGAGAGCAAUUGCGUGUGCAACCAGUCCUAAGAAAAUUGGACAAAUCGGCAACUACGAAUGACAUCAGUAGUAUGAUCAAACAACGAUACAUCCGAUUCUCCAAUACCCUGCAAGUCAUUUCUAGGGAUUCCAAUUUCUUGUCCGAAAAUCACAAAUAUGUUUCAAUGGGAAGUCUAGAACGCAGUUGCCUUCUGAACGAUAUGUCUGGAAACAGUGAUUCUACAAGCACAACUGUUCAGAAGUCAAUUACAAGAUCCACUUCCUCCAACUCAAACGUGUUCCGAAGCAGCACCACGAACUGCAACGGCGACACCGGUCUUCUUCUAGACGAUGAAAUCGACACCGAUGUAGAAGAAGAGAUUGCUUAUCUAUAA
This is a messenger RNA of Caenorhabditis briggsae, 1896 nucleotides long. Gene Ontology annotation, biological process: G protein-coupled receptor signaling pathway. The transcript has 15 exons. Bases 1 to 1896 code for a protein of 631 amino acids. NCBI's taxonomy places the organism in Eukaryota, Metazoa, Nematoda, Chromadorea, Rhabditida, Rhabditidae. The record is from RefSeq and is a predicted model, not a curated record. Gene Ontology annotation, molecular function: G protein-coupled receptor activity. Gene Ontology annotation, cellular component: membrane.